AUGGAUACGUUGAAUACGACGGUGAUCGGUCCUCACGCCACAUUGUCGUUAAAUUCGUAUCACCGAUGGAAUACACUCAGUCCAUCAUUGAUGUCAGAAAAUGAUGAUGACAACAAUGAGAUGAAGACGUAUGGUCCAAUGAAGAUUGAACAUCCAUUUGAGAGCGAUGAUCAGGCCUACUUCUCUAGUAACUCUGCUGGUACCACUUCUGCUCAACAACUGCAACGUCGUCAACCAUCCGGAUCAUCAACUACGAUUCCUACAAUACCAUUAGCAUCUUGCGCCACUGCUGCAGCAUCCCUAUCAUCUGCAUUCAACAAACGGCUAGUAUCAUCAAACAGAACUCAUCAACAGCAUCAUGAUGCAAUCAUGACAGCAGACGAAGCGCAGUUGACCAGUGAGAGCGGUUCAUCCAAGCAAACUCUCGAGGUGCUACUAGCUAACGAGCGACAAUUUCAUCGUGGACUAACGAAUAAUUCGAUCUCCAUUUCUUUGAUUAAAGCUGAACGAAAUUCGCAACCAGGUGAAAAUUCAAAUUGUUAUUCGACUGCAACACAACCUUCCGCAACAGAACCAGCAGGAACAACGCCAGCUGAAUUGUCAGGAGACCGCAGAAAUGACGAAAUAUCAGUACCAACCAGUUCCGUAGCGAACAAUGCGAACGAUGCUGCUCAAAUGGAUAUUUAUCGGGAUUUGAUACUACGACAUCUCAUUCAAGAUAUAAAUACAACAUGUACCAAACUUGGACUACCAACAGACCCGCAAGCUUGGAGUGCCGAGCAUAGUGCCCGCUGGAUGUCUGAAAUGUGCGUGCAAUUUCAACUUCCCCCACCACGACAAUUAUACAUGAACGGGCGUACUUUAUUAUCGAUGACACAGGACGACUUUAUGGUUCGAGCACCAGAAGGGGGUGACACGCUGCAUGCACAAUUACAAUUAUGGAAAACUGCAUAUGAUUCAUACAGCCAACAAAAUAACAACAACACAACCACCAACAACAACAGUAAUAAUAAUAACGGCAACAAUCAAGGCAUCUCACAAAUAACCCAAAACUGUAAUCGUUCCUCACAAUAUUGGGUGAAUCCUUCUCCACUGGCGUUGAAUGUAACAGAACAAGGAGAACUGCUAACAUCAGCGCAAGAUUAUUUAAAUAAUUUCAAUCCAAGCAAUACCGAUGCAGCUAUUGGCAUGAGCUGUUAUCCUAACAAUACAUAUCAAAACGUAUCUCAAGAAGGAACUCUUCUUGGAAAUGCUGCUGUACAACAGCAAUACUAUGCAUCAGCCCAGACCGCUGGAAUCGGAAUUUUACCGAGUCCAAGCGAUUCUGAAAUAUCUUCUAACGACUCUUCAAUGAAUGAUGUAAAUACUAUUGAUGGGACUAUCAUUGAUGCUCGACAAACAGGCACACCACAAUUCCCUCGACAUUCUGGCACAGUGCAUCUUUGGCAUUUCAUCAGAGAGUUGCUGGAUCAUCCGAAGCAAUAUAGCUCAUGUGUUAGAUGGGUUGAUAGGCAGGAAGGUACUUUCAAGAUAGAAUCGUCACACCACCUGGCUCGUUUUUGGGGUCAGCGCAAAAAUCGAGCCCAAAUGAAUUAUGAUAAAUUGUCACGAUCGUUGCGACAGUAUUACAAGAAAGGUAUUAUUCAGAAACCUGAGAAGAAGCAACGUCUUGUUUACAAGUUCCUUCCGCCAUAUAAUUUGUAA
Acanthocheilonema viteae is the source of this 1704-nucleotide messenger RNA. The record is from the annotation of a GenBank genome assembly. Lineage: Eukaryota; Metazoa; Nematoda; Chromadorea; Rhabditida; Onchocercidae.